AGAUGAGGCAUGAAAAAGUGAAGGUCUCAACAAAGAUGCAGGAGACAGCAGCACAGAAGACACAGAAUAAGGGUUUGAAAAGAGAGAAGACAUUCAAGUCCUGGGCCCAGAGAUCAAUCUCCAUGGAUCAGGUUUAUAACAAAGUUCAGAAAAUGCUAAAGCUUAAAGGAGAAUUGAGAGGUGUCAAGGAAAUGAAAGAUGAGGUGGGGGAAAGAGACAGAGAAGUGAGCAGCCUGAACAGCAAGCUCUUGAGCCUGCAAGUUGACAUCAAGAAUCUCCAUGAUGUCUGCAAGAGACAGGGAAAGACCUUGCAGGACCAGCUCUGCGUGGAGGAGGCGGUGAUGAACAGCAACCACAAUAAGAAACAAGCAUUAGCAUUCGAGGAAUUACAGAUGGAGUUUGAGCCCAGUAAACAGUGUCAUCUGAGACAACUCCAACAACUCAAGAAAAAAUUGCUGGCCCUUCAGCAAGAACUGGAGUUUCGCACAGAAGAGUUGCAGACUUCCUACUGUUCCCUCCUGCAGUAUCAGUCCGUCCUAGAGAAGCAGACUUCUGACCUGGUUCUUCUUCACCAUCACUGCAAACUAAAAGAGGAUGAGGUGAUUCUCUAUGAGGAGGAAAUUGGAAAUCAUAAUGGGAACACAGGGGAGAAGCUCCAUUUGGCACAGGAGCAACUCGCCUUGGCCGGGGACAAGAUCGCUUCCCUAGAACGGAGCUUAAACCUCUACAGGGAUAAAUACCAGACCUCCCUAAGCAACAUUGAGUUACUGGAGUGCCAAGUGAAGAUGUUGGAAGGGGAGCUCAGCGGGAUCAUUGGUCAGGAACCUGAGAACAAGGGUGAUCAUUCAAAGGUGCGUAUAUACACUUCUCCCUGCAUGAUUCAAGAGCAUCAGGAGACCCUGAAACGGCUGUCUGAAGUCUGGCAAAAGGUCUCUGAACAGGAUGAUCUAAUCCAGGAACUUCGAAAUAAGCUAGCCUGCAGUAACGCUUUGGUGCUGGAGCGUGAAGAGGCUUUGAUAAAAUUACAAGCAGACUUUGCUUCGUAUACAGCCACUCACCGACAUCCUCCUAGCUCCUCAGAAGAUUGUGAAGACAUAAAAAAGAUACUGAAGCACUUGCAGGAGCAGAAAGACAGCCAGUGCCUGCAUGUGGAGGAGUACCAGAACCUCGUGAAGGACUUGCGCAUGGAGCUGGAAGCCGUGUCGGAACAAAAGAAAAACAUCAUGAAGGACAUGAUGAAGCUGGAGCUGGACCUGCACGGGCUGCGGGAGGAGACUUCCGCCCAUGUGGACAGGAAGGAUAAGGAGGUGGUCAUCCUGCAACGGCGGCUGCAGGAGCUGCAGAUGCAGUUCACUGAGACCCAGAAGCUCGGUUUGAAGAAAGACACGCUCCUCCAAGAGAAAGAUGAAAUGCUGCACGAGCUAGAGAAGGAACUGGCACAGGCUCAGACCAUGCUCAUGAAGAAGGAGGUGGAGUUGGAGAAGCAGCAACUAAUGGCAACAGAACUCGAAAUGGCCAUCCAGGAGGCGAAGCAGAAUAAGUGCAAGGUGGAGUGUGGGGCCCUGCGAGCUGAGAUCCAGAAGCUAAAGGACUGUCUCGAAGAUGCCCAACAGCAGCAGAGGCUGGCCGCUCAGCAAGCUGCCCAAUAUAAAGAAGAGGCCAUUCUGGCAAAAGAUAGCCUGGAGGACUCCCAGAGGAAACUGCAAAACUGCAUUUUCCUGGAGAAGCAGAAGACAGACACCAUCCAGGAGCUGCAGCGAGAGCUUCAGAAGCUACAGAAGGAUUCCCUGAUGGCCGAGGAGGAGCUCACACCCAACAGGAAACGGAUAGAGGAGCUGACAUCAGAACUCUCGGAAGCCCUGAGGAAGCUUGAAAAUGCAGACAAGGAAAAGAGGCAACUUCAGAAGACAGUGGCUGAGCAGGAUAUGAAACUGAACGACCUGCUAGAUCGCAUAAAACUCGUUCAACACCAGCACAGGGAGCAAGGCUGCACCAAAACCACUCUGGAAGAGGAGCUUAAGGAGGCAACAAGGUUACUGGAGGAGAAGCGGGAGCAGUUGAAAAAGAGCAAAGAACAGGAGAAGGUGCUGGAGCAAGAGAUUGAGUCACUCCGACAGGAAGAAAAAAGGAAAGAAAAGAUGUCAAAAGAGAAUUUGCAAAAGUUGGAGGAGGAAAACGAGACUCUCAAAGCACAGUUAAAGCAAUGUUCUACACAACUGGAUUCCUCUCUCAGCAAACACAACGCCUCCCAGAAAGUCAUCCAAGAGCUGAAUAACAAGAUAGCCCUUCAGAAGGAGGCCUUAGCAUGUCUGCAGGCCCAGCUAGACACAGCUUUGCAGAAAGAGAAGCGAUGUCUCCAGACCAUGGUCACUAAAGAAUCCUAUGAGGAAUUAUCCCGGAAGUCCAUCGCCUGCCAAGACGACCUGACACAAGCCCUUGAGAAGCUCAACCACACAACCGCAGAGACCAAGAGCCUGCACCGAAGCUUGACACAGGCCCAAGACAGGAAAGCUCAUCUGGAAGAUGAAAUCACGGCUUACGAGGAGAGGAUGAAAAAGCUCAACAUGGAAUUAAAAAAACUUCAGGGCUUCCACGAGCAGAGUGAGCUGGAGGUACAUGCCUUUGACAAAAAGCUGGAGGAGAUGAGCAACCAAGUGCUGCAGUGGCAGAAGCAGCACCAGAGUGACCUCAAGAUGCUGGCCGCUAAAGAGGAGCAGCUCAGGGCGUUCCAGGAGGAAAUGGCCGCCCUGAAGGAGAACCUCCUUGCCGAUGAGAAGGAGUCCUGUUGCCUGCCCCCGCGGUCAGUGGCCAAAGACACCUGUAGGCUGCACCUAGAGAAUGAUCAGAUUAUGACCAACAUGGAGCAAUGGGCAAAAGAGCAGAAGAUCGCCAAUGAGAAACUAGGAAACAAGCUCCGUGAACAGGUUAAAUAUAUCGCCAAGCUGACGGAUGAAAAGGACCAACUCCACAACGUAAUGGUCCAUCUGCAGCAGGAAAACAAGAAGCUGAAGACCGAGAUAGAGGAGAGGAAGCUGAAAGCCGGGCACCCAAGGUUAUGCACCAAAUCCCUGGGCCCAAGCAAAACGGAGUUCACACAAAGGGGGAGAGUGUGCAACACCUUGGGCUGGAGGGGGACGACCCAGGACAUGAGCCACAGAGUGGACAUCACCAAGUGUCUCAGGAUGCCCCACUGCUCAGAGCAGGUAGACUCCUUCUCCUAGCCCUUCAACCCAGGGCCACGACAGAAGCCUCCCCAGCAAGCAGCCAGAAGCCCUCUCUUCACUCCAGGAGCCCUCUCUUCACUGCACCUGCAUUCCCAAUAAAGGUGGUUAGAGGUACAAGGAACGGAAGUAGAGGUAUAGUUGGUGCUGGCUGGUAAAGCCUGACUUCCAAACUCAUCCAUAAAAGUGACAUGAAUUUUAACUUAUAUUGAGUUAUAGCAGAUGGAAAUUCAAAUCCCAGGAACAGAGCAAGGAAGGGAGUGGAAGGAAGUCAGCAGUGUGAGCCCAGCGCCCCAGGGCUCACUGAGCACAGGCCACUCUCCACGUGCCUUGAAGUCCCCAAGCCUGUUGGUGACUUAGCCCCAACACAGAACCUUGCAACCAACAUGCCUGGCAGAAGCCCAACCCUAGGAAAUCACAAAAUAAGGGCCAAAUACCCAGUCACCUCAGCAGAUUCACCAGGCUGCUUAACAAAAAGUUAGUGAUUCCAGCAAAAGGAUCAUCUUUUACACGAAAAUCAAUAGGCAACAUUUUACACUGUUUUCCAUCAACACACAGCCUUUACACACUCAAAGAGUAGAAACUUCUGCCAUUCUGAACAAGAGAGCAGCCAACCCACCCCUGGGGAAAGGCAGAGGGCACGCGGCUACCCACCAGCCUUAGGAACAGCUGGGCCCCCAAGCUUGGUUUGGUGCACCAGGCCAUUCUCCUUCCCUGCCAGCUGUGUCCAGCUCUGCCAACCCCUCCUCUAGGAGGCAGGACCUGGAGAACAGAAACAAGGCGAGCUGGGGUUCUAGGAG
Hipposideros armiger (great roundleaf bat) is the source of this 4021-nucleotide messenger RNA. It is a transcript of the gene PMFBP1, whose product is annotated as polyamine modulated factor 1 binding protein 1. NCBI's taxonomy places the organism in Eukaryota, Metazoa, Chordata, Mammalia, Chiroptera, Hipposideridae. Gene Ontology annotation, biological process: spermatogenesis. The record is from RefSeq and is a predicted model, not a curated record. Bases 3 to 3221 code for a protein of 1072 amino acids. Gene Ontology annotation, cellular component: sperm head-tail coupling apparatus. The transcript has 21 exons.